AUGAUGGUACAUAGGAUUAUACCCGUAAUUACAAGUGGACAAGUCCGAUGGUUGGCAUUACACUGGCUGUAUAAACAGAUAGGCGGCAUACAGAACAUAGAAUACCCAUCAGCUCGCUUACAAAGUUCGAGAGGACAGGACAGGCCUAAAGGGGCUCUUAAACGCGUGCAGAAAGCUUUGACUGACCCAUUACUAUCCACUCAUCGCGUAUACAGAGACUAUCGACAAUAUGCUAAGAACGUUACGAUUUACAACUACCAUGCCAACGGGCAUGGUCACGGCCGUGGGGGAGCGAGACGGGGGAGAGGAAGAGGAGGAGGGAGAGGGGGUGGUGGGGGACGCGGGGGGCGUGGCGGAGGGUUUCUUGAGGGCGGGCCAAGGUCGGCGGAGGAGGAGGAGAGGAGGAAGGAGGCUGAGAAGCUUCGGCUUCGAGGUCUUUCGCGGGAAGAGAAGGCGGCAGAGGCCGUUCGUCUCCGCAAGGGGAUCGAGCUCGACAGGCUGCAAAUCCUCUGGAAAGAGGAGAGGAUUUCGAUCCUUGAGGAAGGGAUUGACGCGUCCGACGCCUGCAGGGAGUCGGACAGUUGGUGCUUUCUGGUGACCCUGCUCCUGAGCCUGCCAGCGCUUUUUCCGACUCCUCUCCUGUCUUGA
Molecule: messenger RNA, 648 nt
Organism: Nannizzia gypsea CBS 118893
Lineage: Eukaryota; Fungi; Ascomycota; Eurotiomycetes; Onygenales; Arthrodermataceae
Exons: 4
Coding region: 1-648 (215 amino acids)
Source: RefSeq, a predicted model, not a curated record